Molecule: messenger RNA, 966 nt
Organism: Haemonchus placei
Lineage: Eukaryota; Metazoa; Nematoda; Chromadorea; Rhabditida; Trichostrongylidae
Source: the annotation of a GenBank genome assembly
ACGGAUGACGAGUGCUGCAAGCAGCUGAUCCCGUUUAUUGAAGAUGGCAAUAUUUCCCGUGCUCUUAAUAUGGCACGCCUCUUUCAUUGUGCUCCUGUCAUGCAGCACAUUCUACAGAAACUUGGGAGGAAAAAAGAAUUGCUACAGUACUAUCUCGAAGGCAACAAGCUCUCCGAAGCGAUAGAUUUGUGUAACACUGAAAAGAGUAAGGAAAUGUGGCUCGAUACGUUGGUUCAUGUCUCGAAAGUCGAAGGUGCAGUUGACGAAAACCUAAUCAUAAAGCUCCUUGAAGGAGUGGCAGCAGUUAAGGAUUACGUGAUCAGGUGGCUUGAUGCGCAAAGGAAGCAGAUAGAAGCAGAUCGGAAGGCGAUUGCAGAUGGUGAACGUCGAGUAGAAGAAAUCGACAAGCAGAUGGAAUCUCUCAAGUUUAAUGUCCAAGUACUGCAGGUGAACAAGUGUAGCGCUUGUGACACCGCUCUUCAACUUCCUGCAGUGCACUUCCUCUGCCGACACAGUUACCAUGUUCAUUGCUUCGAGUCCUACAGUGAUAGACCCGACGUGUGUCCAGCUUGCGUGGGACCGAUGGCUAGGGAAACUUCAAGGGAAAGCAUAAGCGACAAGGCUGCCUAUCAAAUGUUCCAUAAAGAGUUGAAUGGAGCUGUCAAUGGAUUGGAAGUUAUAUCAAAGUAUAUUCGAAGUGGAGUAUUCGAUAUGUCGAAGAAGAAUUCUCAGAAAAAGGGAUCCACUGCUGUGUCACCAGCCGAUUCUAACAGAGGUGAUGGCAAUCCUUUUGAAGACGAUGAUGAUCUUAACCCAUUCGCUGAUCGUAGCACCUUGAGCACCAAGUCAUCAGAUUCAACUGGCAGGCGAAUCUCAUCUACAAAAGCUCCUAGUGCUAACCGUCCAUCGGCCUAUGAUGACUCGAAAAAUCCGUUCAGAGUAGGGACAAACCCUUUCGAAGAAUAA